CCAGGAUUAUCUUAUUAAUAUUAUCUUAACGAAUUAUAUAUAAGGUUAUGGCCAGUAAUUGGAGUCAAAGUCUGCAGGAUUUUUGACAAGAUGCGUGUGUGUGUCGUACUCCUGGCAUGCCUUGCCAUGGCAAUGGGUUCGGCUUUACAGCCGAGGCAUCAAAGAAUCGUCGGUGGCACCGUGACCAGCAUUGACCGCUAUCCAUUCGCCGUGGCUAUGCUUUACCAGAGAUGGGGUUCUUUCUCCCAAGCCUGCGGAGCCUCUAUUUUGAACAACAGAUCAGUUCUAUCAGCUGCUCAUUGCUUUUUUGGGGAUGGUGUAAGUGCAUGGCGAUUACGUGUCGGUUCAACAAAUGCGAACAGCGGUGGUACUGUACACAUCAUCUCUGCUAUCAUCAUGCACCCCUCGUACAAUGACAAUAUACUGGACAACGACGUAGCUAUUGCCAGAUCAUCGACUGCGUUUGGCUUCAACAACAAUGUUCGUCCUGUUUCUAUCGCUGGUGCCAACUAUGCCUUACCUGACAACACAGCAGUCUGGGCUAUCGGAUGGGGAAUGGUUACCGGUAAUGGUCCUAGUUCCGAGCAACUUCGGCAAGUACAAGUAUGGACCAUCAACUGGACUGUAUGCAGAAACCGUUACAAUGAACUUGGCUGGCUCGUGACCAACACUAUGUUGUGUACCGGUGUUCUGGACGUGGGAGGUCGUGAUCAAUGCGGAGGAGACUCUGGUGGUCCUCUGCUGCACAACAACGUCGUCGUUGGAAUUUGUUCCUGGGGUCAUCCAAACUGUGGCCACCCUCGUUACCCUGGUGUUAACGCACUUGUCUCCAGAUUCACGAGCUGGAUUCAAUCGAAUGCAUGAUUUGCUAAUCCCUGGUUUACAAGUUUGUAUAUAAGAAAUGUAAAGAAUGACGACAAUAAAAAUAAGUUUUUAAAUCUAUA
Molecule: messenger RNA, 944 nt
Organism: Leptidea sinapis
Lineage: Eukaryota; Metazoa; Arthropoda; Insecta; Lepidoptera; Pieridae
Product: trypsin CFT-1-like
Exons: 4
Coding region: 91-864 (257 amino acids)
Biological process (GO): proteolysis
Molecular function (GO): serine-type endopeptidase activity
Source: RefSeq, a predicted model, not a curated record